UGGCAUCGUCGCAACAUCAUGGGCAGCGGUCUCUCGGUCGAGGAAAACUCGAUGCUGUACGUCGACGCGCACGGGUCGCUCGGCCUCAAAGAGAGCUACGUCGCACCGCUCGAGGCCUCGAUGGACCUCGAAAUCAAGCGCCCGCUCGUCACAAAGGAGCACGAAGCCCUCAUCCACAAGCACUGGGCCGUCGUCUGUCGCGGCACGGCGGCCUUUCAGAAAGAAAAGCACUUGACACCGACCAAGUUUUUCGCCUCGACCUUCUACGCCACGCUCUUCAAGGCCGCGCCAGGGGUUCGCCCGAUGUUUCGGUCGUCGAUGACGGUCCAAGGCAAAGCCCUCACGGGGCUCGUCGCGACGCUGGCGACAGUGAUCAAAGCCAACAACGUCGCCGAAGUCUGCAUCGGCCUUGCACGCAUGCACGCGCGGUAUGGUGCGACAAAAGCCCACUACACGGGCGUCGGUCUUGCGCUCCUCGAGACGCUGCAGGCAGUGAGCGCCAACGAGUGGUCGGCCGAGAUCCGCACCGCGUACUUGACGUCGUACUGUCUCCUCUACUACUUGAUGCUGCCGACGAUCAUCGAGACGCCGCGGCGACCGCUCCAGCCGAGCCUCCCGGGACACGUUGCGCGCAAAGAGCGUCUCGCGCACGGCGUCAUGAAGCUCUCGAUCGCCCUCGACUUUCCUCUCCGGUACCACGCUGGCGACUCGAUUCUUCUGGGCUUGCCAUUGCCGAGCGGCGAAGAAGUCCGGCGCAGCUACGUGCUCACGAGUUUGUUUGACGCGGGCCACACCAACAGCAUCGACAUUUGCGUCGAGGCGCAUGGUGACGCGUCGCGGUGGCUCGUCGACGCACCAAUCGAAACGGUCCUCAACGUCUAUUGGAUCAAUACGGGCGUGCAUUUCGAGACUGACACGUUUACGAGCAUUCCGCACCGCCUUCUCUUUGUGAGCCAUGGCCUCGGCGCCGCGCCUCUCUACGCAAUGGCGAAAGGCUUGUACGCGAUUCGGAGCCAGUACGAAGGGGACAUUUGCAUGCUCCAAGUGUUUGAGGACGCGCCAAUCCCGUACUUUCAGAAUGUGUGCGCGGACGGCCCAUGGACCAACUUGAAGGUUGCGACGACGACGUCGCUGACGAAAGAGAUUUUGCUCGAGCUCGCGACCGAUGUGGCCGCGCGCCACUUGUACGUGGCGGGACCGCCAGCGUUUGUGGAUGCCACCUCGCGCCUCUACAUUGAGAACGGCGGCGACGAACAGAAUAUUGUCGUCUAUUCAUUUGACAAUGCGCCGUUCCUCGCCGACGCUGCGUCCGUGUAAACUACGUAAGCACUGACGACAUAGCUCCAAGUCGAAUUGUGUCGUGCAUCACGAAUGCGUUACAGGCUGAACUAAACUCAAAGACGAGUUGUGUUGUGCA
Messenger RNA from Saprolegnia diclina VS20, 1417 nucleotides. RefSeq lists its product as hypothetical. The record is from RefSeq and is a predicted model, not a curated record. Bases 19 to 1317 code for a protein of 432 amino acids. The transcript has a single exon. Lineage: Eukaryota; Oomycota; Saprolegniomycetes; Saprolegniales; Saprolegniaceae. Gene Ontology annotation, molecular function: oxygen binding; oxidoreductase activity; heme binding.